AUGACAGAUCAAACACCGUCAUCUGCGGUCAAAGCAAAAACUGAAGCUCGAGAGUUUCUGGAUAAUUUAUGUGACAAGCUACUGACCGUGCACGUGACUGAUGGCCGACGUUUUGUCGGUCAACUUUGGUGCACUGACAGUGCGGCCAACUUGGUGCUUGGUUCUUGCGUCGAAUAUCCAUCACCUUCGGACUCAUUUUAUGAUGACUCGAGACGGAACCUAAUGGCUGUGAUAUUCACCUACUUUAUCCUCAAGACGCGCACAUCAAAAAACGCUCUGAUCUGUUGCACCAUCAUAGUUUUGGGCUAUGGUUACGGGGUGAAUAUCGAAGGAUCUCUUGGUUCUUUAAGCCUUUUGGGAGCCAUUUUCGGAAUAAGUUCAAGCAUCACCUGCGCACUCAACUCCAUCUUCACCGCACGUUCGCUGCCGCUUGUCGAUGGCAGCGUUUGGCGCCUAACUUUCUACAAUAACGUAAAUGCCGUCAUUCUAUUUAUUCCCUAUAUCCUUUUGGUGGAAUCCGGUAACCUGAUUGGCUCGUUCUGGUUCAGCCCCCGAUUCUGGUCUAUGAUGAUUCUCAGUGGAGUUUUCGGCUUUGCCAUCGGUUACGUGAGCGCUCUUCAAAUUCAGGUCACCAGCCCCUUAACUCACAAUGUGUGUGGAACCGCUAAAGCGGCUGCUCAGACCGUCCUCGCAGUAAUAAUCUAUGCGGAAAUCAAGACGUUCUCCUGGUGGAUGAGCAACAUUGUUGUGCUUCUAGGGUCAGCAGCCUACACGUAUGUUCGACAUCGAGAGCUGAAUUCUAAUUUUGAGGCCAACAAAGAGAAUCACAGUGCGUCCUCGGAACUGCCGUAUACAUCACCCGGUUCAAAAACGACUGUCGUUUGAAUAUUUCUCUCGAGACCUGUCACACCCACCGGCUGACUUAUCUUCUGUGAUACCGAUCGCUUUAUUUAUCAUCUUUUCCACUUUAGUGUGUAUUCAGCCUGUUUGUGUUUAUUUACCAAUCGUUUGCCUUGAUUCCUUUGUUGUUUAUCUCACCUAAGCUCUCUGCGCUUCAUUGUCCCACCGCAAAUCUGACUGUUUCGUAUGUUCUUUUUCAGUGAUCUAGUGCUGUUGCUAGUUUAUUUAAUUUCGCUCAUUUUCUAAUUGCGAGUAGAUCAAAACAUGCAAAAAGUAUGGUACUAAUUGUUCUGGUUAUGAGAGUUUUUUCAAAACGCUUGUUACUUUUUUUCCGUGUGAAUUGAUUCACUACUGUUCUUCACUGUGUGACUAGAGAAAGGGACCCAGUAGUUUGCCAAGACUGUUGUUUACGACUGAGAUAAAAAUUCGAUGGAAUUUUCAUUAACAAAUACAAGCAUUUACACUGUGU
Messenger RNA from Opisthorchis viverrini, 1369 nucleotides. RefSeq lists its product as hypothetical. Gene Ontology annotation, molecular function: antiporter activity. Gene Ontology annotation, biological process: protein O-linked glycosylation via fucose; GDP-fucose import into Golgi lumen. Gene Ontology annotation, cellular component: NatC complex; Golgi apparatus. The record is from RefSeq and is a predicted model, not a curated record. NCBI's taxonomy places the organism in Eukaryota, Metazoa, Platyhelminthes, Trematoda, Opisthorchiida, Opisthorchiidae. The transcript is spliced from 4 exons. The coding region runs from base 1 to 885 and encodes 294 amino acids.